AUGGAAGUGCCGAUUACCAUUGACUCUGGUAGUAACGCAGACUUCAUAGGACUGGAUUUCCUUCAAGAGCACAACAUAGCACUCCUGCCAGCCACGCUGCCUCUGAAAGUUGUCACGGUGGAUGGCAGGGAAUUGCUGGGGGGGCAGGUGGUGCAGCAAACGCCUCCGAUGGUGAUGCAAAUUGGGAAUCACCGAGAAGUCAUCAGCUUCAAUGUCACCCAACUGUCGGACACGCCUAUAGUAUUAGGCAUGAGUUGGCUGCACAGGCACAGCCCAGCAUUGGCGUGGUACCAGCGACAACUGACCUUCGGCUCCUCAUACUGUGCGGAACAUUGCAUUCUGCCUAGCCCGGAAGGGGAAGAGGAUGACCCGCAGCUACAAUUAGGCACGCUGCAAGCAGUGCCACUCAAGUACGCAGCGUUUUUGGAGGUUUUCUGCGAGAAGGAAGCGGACAAGCUACCUCCCCACAGGUCUUAUGACUGCAAGAUUGACCUCCUGCCAGGGGCGACGCUGCCAACCGGGAAACUGUAUUCCAUGUCCGAAGACGAGCUGCAGGAACUCAGGGAGUUCAUAGACCUCAACUUGAAGCGCGGUUUCAUCCGGGAGUCGAAGGCAGUGGGGGGCAGUCCUGUAUUCUUUGUGAAGAAGAAGGACACGCCCCAAAAAAGGCUUGUGGUGGACUAUAGAAUUUUGAACUCAAAAACCAAGCCCACAGCCUUUCCCAUGCCCAAGAUAGAUGACCUGCUCGCAACGGUGAGGAAAGGACGCGUUUUCACAAAGUUGGAUCUGCGAGGGGCGUACAACCUGAUUCGCAUGCGGGAGGGCGACGAAUGGAAGACUGCCAUGUUCACGCCCCUGGGCACCUAUGAAUACAGAGUUAUGCCCUUUGGAUUACAAAAUGGCUCCCACUGUUUUCAAGCCUUCAUGCAUCACGUAUUGGCGGGUCUCCUCUACAAGAAAUGCGUCUGCUUCCUGGACGACAUCCUGAUAUUUUCAGAAUCAGAGGAGGCCCACGAGGGAGACGUCAAGGAAGUUCUGCAGAGACUGCAGGAGCACAGGCUGUACGCCAAGCUGGAAAAGUGCCAGUUCGACAUGAAGGAAGUAGAUUUCCUGGGCUACAAGUUGUCGGACAAGGGGCUCGCCAUGGACAGCGCCAAGGUUCGCUCAGUGUUGGACUGGAAGAGCCCGCGCAAUCGGAAGGAGGUCCAACGGUUUGUCGGUUUCGCCAACUUUUACCGCAAGUUCAUCAAGGGGUUCGCGAUGCAGACGGCAGCCAUUACCGACACACUCAGCUCCAAGAAGAAGAAGUUCAUCUGGACGGAGCAAGCGGAACAGUCCUUUCAGAAACUCAAGCGUCUCUUCUCGUCCGAAGAGCAGCUACUGCAUGUGAAUCCCAGCAGACCGAUGAGGGUUGAAACGGACGCCUCAGACAGAGCCGUGGGAGCAGUACUGUUGCAGCAAGACCCGCAUGGGGACUGGAGACCGUGUGCCUUCUACUCCAGGAAGCUCAGCAAGUCAGAGCAGAACUACACCAUCUGGGACAGGGAGUUGCUGGCCAUUCAUGCAGCAUUCAAGGCGUGGCGGCACUUCCUCAUUGGAGCCAAACACACAGUGCAGGUCCGCACGGACCAUAAAAACCUGGAGUACUGGCGCACGGCAAGGUUCCUGAACCAGAGGCACAUACGAUGGGCGGAGUUCUUUGCGGAUUUCGACUUCAGGAUAGAGUACAUCCCAGGCGACAACAACAUCAUGGCGGAUGCACUGUCCAGAAAGCCGCAAUACCUCGAGGAGGCGGCACCAGCAGCGGCCAAGCACAUUUUCGCACCGAAAGCGUGGGCGUGCGCUUCAGCAACCGUGGACCUGGAUGCUGUACGGCGAGCACUGCAGGAGGACCCCUUCGCGCAAGCAAAGAUGGCAGAGGUGCAAAGGGGCACGGCGGAGGACGACGAGUUCCAGAUACGCGACGGAUUGCUCAUCCGCAGAGGGGCCCUCUACGUACCGGGAGACGACCUCCGCGCGAAAGUACUGCAGCAGUUGCACGACGCACCCACCGCCGGGCACUUUGGCAAAGAGAAGACGGUAGAAUUAGUAGCCAGAGAUUUUUGGUGGCCCAAGAUGCGGGGGAAGUCGCGGAUUACGUCUCGAGGUGCGACACCUGCCAAAGGGCCAAGUCAGUGCACAAACCGCCGGCGGGACUGCUCGAACCGCUGCAGACACCGAUCGAACCGUGGGAGAGGGUGGCCCUGGACUUUGUCACGGAUCUACCCAGCUCGAGGGGCAAGACGGCAGUGCUAG
Molecule: messenger RNA, 2295 nt
Organism: Podarcis lilfordi (Lilford's wall lizard)
Lineage: Eukaryota; Metazoa; Chordata; Lepidosauria; Squamata; Lacertidae
Source: the annotation of a GenBank genome assembly